This is a messenger RNA of Vicia villosa (hairy vetch), 531 nucleotides long. RefSeq lists its product as uncharacterized. The transcript is spliced from 2 exons. Lineage: Eukaryota; Viridiplantae; Streptophyta; Magnoliopsida; Fabales; Fabaceae. Gene Ontology annotation, molecular function: beta-glucosidase activity. Bases 1 to 531 code for a protein of 176 amino acids. Gene Ontology annotation, biological process: glucan catabolic process. The record is from RefSeq and is a predicted model, not a curated record.
AUGUACCGAACAUUUCAUUUCAGUCUCUAUCGUAGCUUCCUUUGUACUACAACCAUCCUUGAUGCAAUAAAACAAACAGUUGAUCCUGCAACCAAAGUUGUCUACAAUGAAAAUCCUGAUUCUAAUUUUAUCAAGUCAAACAAAUUUUCCUAUGCUAUAGUCAUUGUGGGAGAGCCACCUUAUGCCGAAACAUUUGGUGACAGUUUAAAUCUAACCAUAGCUGAGCCAGGUCCAAGAACCAUCACCAAUGUAUGUGGCUACAUUCAGUGUGUAGUUGUUCUUGUCACUGGACGCCCGGUUGUGAUUCAGCCAUAUCUAUCAAAAAUUGAUGUACUUGUAGCUGCAUGGCUUCCAGGCACCGAAGGCCAAGGUGUUGCCGACGUUCUGUAUGGUGACUUUGCAUUCACUGGGAAGCUGGCAAGGACGUGGUUCAAGACAGUUGACCAGCUACCAAUGAAUGUUGGUGAUAAACAUUAUGAUCCUCUAUUUCCAUUUGGAUUUGGGUUGACGACUAACCUUACAAAGUAUUAG